Molecule: messenger RNA, 855 nt
Organism: Scedosporium apiospermum
Lineage: Eukaryota; Fungi; Ascomycota; Sordariomycetes; Microascales; Microascaceae
Exons: 4
Coding region: 1-855 (284 amino acids)
Molecular function (GO): hydrolase activity
Source: RefSeq, a predicted model, not a curated record
AUGGCAGACACUGGGAUAUUUGCACCGGCCUGGCAGGAGUUUGAGAUAGAGCUUGGCCGCAGACCAGCACUCUAUGGCCCAACGGUGGAUGACCUCGUCAGAGGCUAUAAUGAGCUCGGGGAAGUCCUGGCCUCCAAGCUUACGUUUCCUGCGCCUGACCUUUCGGUGAAAACGGAAGAUAGAAAGCUCUCUCCAGACCUUACCGUCAGAAUCUACACUCCGCCCAGUUACACCGGCGGAAAGCCAGCAGGAUUGUUCAUUCACGGCGGAGGCUGGGUAUUCGGUGAUCUAGAAUCAGAAGAUGGAUUUGCCCGGACAGUGGCAAAGGAUACCGGUCUUGUCCUCGUGUCAGUGGACUACCGCCUUGCACCGAAGCACAAGUACCCAGCUGCCUUGGACGACUGCUUGAUUGCAUAUCACUGGAUUAUGGAGAACUCGGCUUACUUGAACACCACUCCUGGGAAGAUUUUCACCAUUGGCGGUUCCGCUGGUGGCUGUCUUUCGCUAGCAGUCGCUCUCAAGUUGAUUGAUGAUGGGCUGGGGCACUCAGUGAAGGGCGUUGUGGCUCUUGCUCCCGUUACUAUUCACCCAGAUGCCUGUCCGCAAGAGUUGAAGUCAUCGCACACAGCUUAUGACGAGAACGCUGACUUAAACAUCAACACAAGUUCGGCAAUGAGGGCAUUCUUCGAUGCUUACGGCGCACCACCGACUGAUCCAUAUGUUUCGCCGCUAUUACAUGCGAGGAUAAAGGAUCUACCAAAGACCUACAUUGCCAUCUGCGAUAGAGACACCCUGAGAGAUGACGGUCGUCUUCUCAAGAAGGCACUCCAUGAUGCUGGUGCCGAACAAGUUUGA